AUGUCGUUCAAGUCACCUGAUGCAGCUGUCUCUGCUCUAUGUAACAAACUGCCCACUGGCUCUUUCGAUAAAGCCGCCCUCGACGCGCAGGUGGCGCAAGUCCUGGAGACUACGCCAAGUAGCUCAUCCGCCGAAUUGCGCCGGGCGAAGUGGGAACUGGCGCUCAAAACGAAUAUAUUUGAUCUUGCGAUGAACGAAGGCCGUGCCUUGAAGGACCCAGGGACGAAGUACUACGACGAGAUGAAGCACCGGUUCGAUGUCUCGCUCUCCUUCUUGCAACAAGAUGCUUGCGACUCGUCUUUCAUGCUCACUCUACUCGAGGACCUUCUUCAGUCUCAGUCUAUCACCUCUUGCGCGCGUAUCUUUACCUGGGUAGAAGCGCAUGCUCGCGCUCUCACGUCUGGAAUGCACGAAACGAAGGGGAAAUCUCUUGUACUUCUACGAACCUUGAAUAACCUGCUGCGACGACUGAGCAAGAUGGGCGCGGAUCCUGUCUUCAGCGGACGCAUACUGGCCUUCUUGAGUGCCGUAUUCCCUCUCAGUGAGAAGUCCGGUGUCAACCUGCGCGGCGAGUACGGACCGGUUUGGGAAAGCGUCGAUGCCUCCGUUGAGAGGCAGGAAGAAGAAGCGGAGAAGGCGGAGGCGAUGAAGACUGACGAGGUGGAGGGUGCAGAGGAGAAGAAAGAGGAUGCGAUGCAAGUGGACUCGCCUGAUAAGGAGGAGCAAAACAAGAAAGAUGCGUUCUACAAGGUCUUCUGGUCUCUUCAGCUACCGUUCUCACGACCACCUGUCUUCGCCGGUAUCUUGUCAAUGGCAGACUUCCGGACGGCCGUCGAAGCUGUACUUCCACGAUUGAAGGAGGCUACAGCACACGACCGUGCUCUAGCAGGUGGAAAGGCAGGCCACGAAAGCAGCGCAACAACGUCGGGUACGAAGCGCAAACGUGCGAGCGACUCACCCGACGCUCCGGGUGUCAGCGAUUACUUCUUCGCCAAGUUCUUGACGAGCCCGGAACUACUGGAUCUCGAGAUUGCAGAUGUACACUUCCGGCGGCAGGUCAUCUUCCAGUUACUCGUACUCUUGCAACACCUCGACGCAUGGACGCCCACGGCCAAAGCGGCAUGGUGUAACACCAAGAACCGCUCGCUACAGUUUGACUUCACGCUCCAGCCCGAUGACGCGACCUGGGUCUCCGACGUCCGUACGCGUCUGGCCGGCGAGUUGCGCUCCUCUGUACCAGCCGGCGGCGUCUUCGCCGAGACGGUUGCAGUAGUGCUCGAGCGCGAGCGGAACUGGAUACGGUGGAAGAACGAGGGUUGCCCGCCGUUCGAAAUGCCUAUCAGAGAAGUCGGGAUUGAGGAGGAAACGAAGGAGGCGAGAAAGAGAAUGAAGGCGGAGCGGGAAGGCAAAGAGGGCGCGCCGAGAUAUGGGAGUGCGGCGCUGAAGGAUCUGUGGGAGAACGGGUUCAAGGAGCUCAGCCAGUUGGAGGUCAUGAUGCGAUCAACGGACGAUAUCCACGGGUACACGAAAACCAUAAAGGCCCAGGACAAACUCAUCGACAUGAUGAAAGCCCGCCUCCCCCCUCCACCUACGGACGGUACGCCGGCACCAAAGCUUCCCCCACGCAUAGCAGCGCAGAUUGAGGGUGCGGAGGCAAUGAAGCUGAAGACGGCAUGGCUCGCGAUGCGCGCUGCGCGUGGAGCUCACUACGGGAUGCUGCAACAUGCCGGAACCGGAGACGUUGUAGCGCUGGAGGCGGCCAUUGAGAAGGCUGAAGCGGACGAGAAGGCGAGGGCGGAUGCAGAGGAUGUCGACAUGAAGGGCGAUCUUGAUGAAGAAGUGAAAGAGGAGAACGGGGAUGUGGUCGAUGCUGGUGAUGGGGAUCCGCAAGAGGUUGAGGAGAUGAAGGCAGAGGGUGCGGCUGUGGAGAGUAUGAAGGAUGUAGAGAUGGCCGAAGGUGAAAAGGACGUGACCCGCAGUGCGGAAGUGGCGGCGGCAGGACUUCAAGGGCAGUAG
Messenger RNA from Peniophora sp. CBMAI 1063, 2016 nucleotides. NCBI's taxonomy places the organism in Eukaryota, Fungi, Basidiomycota, Agaricomycetes, Russulales, Peniophoraceae. The record is from the annotation of a GenBank genome assembly.